Molecule: messenger RNA, 6274 nt
Organism: Chinchilla lanigera (long-tailed chinchilla)
Lineage: Eukaryota; Metazoa; Chordata; Mammalia; Rodentia; Chinchillidae
Gene: Gab1
Product: GRB2-associated binding protein 1
Source: RefSeq, a predicted model, not a curated record
GGCGCGCACCAUGAGCGGCGGCGAAGUGGUCUGCUCGGGGUGGCUCCGCAAGUCCCCUCCGGAGAAAAAGUUAAAGCGUUAUGCAUGGAAGAGGAGAUGGUUUGUGUUACGCAGUGGCCGUUUGACUGGAGAUCCAGAUGUCUUGGAAUAUUACAAAAAUGAUCAUGCCAAGAAGCCUAUUCGUAUUAUUGAUCUAAAUUUAUGUCAGCAAGUCGAUGCUGGAUUGACAUUUAACAAAAAAGAAUUUGAAAACAGCUAUAUUUUUGAUAUCAACACUAUUGACCGGAUUUUCUAUUUGGUAGCAGACAGUGAGGAGGAGAUGAAUAAGUGGGUCCGGUGUAUUUGUGACAUCUGUGGGUUUAAUCCUACAGAAGAAGAUCCUGUGAAGCCGCACGGCACCUCCUUACAAGCACCUGCUGAUCCAGCUUUCGCUAUAAAUGCGGCAGCGUCCUGCACCCAGGCAGAGCCAGCCUCUGCUGCUCUACCUCCUCCAUACCAGCUCAUCAGCCUCCCACCACACCCGGAAGCUCUUGGCAUCCAGGAUGAUCCUCAAGACUACCUCUUGCUGAUCAACUGUCAAAGCAAGAAGCCCGAACCCACCAGCCAAGGGUCAUCUUUUGUUUCUGAAGAAGGAGAGGAAUACCUACUACUAGAAGAUUUUGAAAGCAAAACGAUUCCAUUGCAAACCCAUGCUGAUUCUGCAAAAUCCACCUCGUCUGAAACAGACUGCAAUGAUAACGUCCCUACUCAUAAAAAUCCUGCUUCCUCCCAGAGCAAACAUGGAGUGAAUGGCUUUUUUCAGCAGCAAAUGAUGUAUGACUCUCUGCCAUCACGUGCUACAUCUGUCUCUGUAGACUCCAGCCUUUAUAACCUUCCCAGGAGUUAUUCCCACGAUGUUUUGCCAAAGGAGUCUCCAUCAAGUACCGAAGCUGAUGGAGAACUCUAUGUUUUUAACACCCCUUCUGGGACAUCAAGCAUAGAGACUCAAAUGAGGCAUGUAUCUAUUAGUUAUGACAUUCCUCCAACACCUGGUAAUACUUACCAGAUUCCACGAACAUUUCCAGAAGGAACCUUGGGACAGACAUCAAAGCUCGAUGCUAUUCCAGAUAUUCCCCCACCUCGGCCACCGAAACCCCAUCCAACUCAUGACCGUUCUCCUGUGGAAAUGUGUAGUAUCCCACAUGCAGCCUUAGACACUGAUAGUAGUUACUGCAUUCCUACAGCAGGAAUGCCACCAUCACGAAGCAAUACCAUUUCCACCGUGGAUUUGAACAAAUUACGAAAAGAUGCUUGUUCUCAAGACUGCUAUGAUAUUCCACGAACAUUUCCAAGUGAUAGAUCUAGUUCACUUGAAGGCUUCCAUAACCACUUUAAAAUCAAAAAUGUGCUGACAGUGGGAAGUGUCUCAAGUGAAGAGCUAGACGAAAACUACGUCCCAAUGAAUCCCAACUCGCCACCACGACAACAUUCCAGCAGUUUCACGGAACCAAUUCAGGAAGCAAAUUAUGUGCCAAUGACGCCAGGGACAUUUGAUUUUUCUGCAUUUGGAAUGCAAGUCCCCCCUCCUGCUCAUAUGGGCUUCAGGUCUAGCCCAAAGACCCCUCCCAGAAGGCCAGUCCCUGUUGCAGACUGUGAACCACCCCCCGUGGAUAGGAACCUCAAGCCAGACAGGAAAGGUCAAAGUCCCAAAAUUUUAAGACCCAAACCCCAUGGUUUAGAGCGAACUGAUUCACAAACCAUAGGUGACUUUCCUACAAGAAGAAAGGCCAAGCCAGCACCUUUAGAAAUAAAACCUUUGCCAGAAUGGGAAGAGUUACAGGCCCCUGUCAGAUCUCCCAUCACUAGGAGCUUUGCGCGAGACUCCUCUAGGUUUCCCUUAUCCCCCCGGCCGGAUUCAGUACAUAGUACAACAUCAAGCAGUGACUCACAUGACAGCGAAGAGAACUAUGUUCCCAUGAAUCCAAACCUGUCCAGUGAAGAUCCAAAUCUUUUUGGUAGUAAUACCUUGGAUGGAGGAAGCAGUCCUAUGAUCAAGCCCAAAGGAGACAAACAAGUGGAAUACCUGGAUCUAGAUUUAGAUUCUGGGAAAUCCACACCACCACGUAAGCAAAAGAGCAGUGGCUCUGGCAGCAGUGUGGCGGAUGAGAGAGUGGAUUAUGUCGUGGUGGACCAGCAGAAGACCCUGGCGCUGAAGAGUACCCGCGAAGCCUGGACAGAUGGCAGACAGUCCACGGAAUCUGAAACACCAACCAAGAGUGUGAAAUGAAAACACUGCUUUGCUAUUUCCAAGCAGAAGUGAACUGAAUUGUGAAGAUAAACCCUGCUUGAAGCCAUGUCGACACUUCUCUUAAACAGAUCAUCCAAUGAGCAGAGUUGAAAUCAAAGGGGCUUUUAGACAUAAACAAUUUGGACUGUAAAUGGUGCUUCAUGGUAUCUGAACAAUUUGUAACAUGUAAAUACUGUGGGAAAAUAGUAUUGUUUAGCUCCCAGAGAAACAUGUGUCUUGUAGUUAACACACUUGUGGUAUUACUGUAUUUAUGCACUUUUCAUUUAAAACAUGGGUUUGGGUAUUCCCAGUGUACCAUAACAGAAUUCCUUGAGGAGUUCUUGUUCUUCCUCACACUACUCUGUAUAACAGCACUAAGUUAACUAAGCUACUUUUAGAUCUGGAUGUUGCUGUUUAAUCUACAGCCUGACAACAUAAUGAAAAGUAGAUUCACAAGUUAGCUGUCUCCCUGAAGCUUCAGGUAGUAACUAUUCACUUAAAGUAGGGUCUAAUUGGAUUCAUCCUUCAUUACCUUCCAAAAUGCUGAGGAUAUUGUAUAUACAGGUGUCAGAAUCCAGUUCUUUGGUUCAUGUACAUUUAGUUUGUAAUGGUGGAUCUUUGUUAUAUUUUGUUAAUUACAGUGUUUUUGGUUCACUGAGUGAAGAUUCUGCAGGGUGGGAUCUUGCACCUUUGAAAGACUGAAUAUAAUUACACUAUCAAGUAAGCUUGAAAUGUUGAUGGCAUGCAGUGAUGAUGUGCUCUUACACUUGCUAACAUGUAUUAAACGUUAUUUGCAAAAGGUAGAUUAUGUAAAAAUCAGGUACGUACCCGGCACUAAUGUGCUAACACAUUGAUCAGGUUUAGAUAAUGAGCUUUUUUACUUGUGUUCUCAUUAGUCCUAGUGUUGGUUUCCAGUAUAGAAUUAAAGAAACAGUUGACAUUUGCUCUUAAUAACAACAACAUACUGUGAUUUUUUAAGGAAACAGUAAUUCAGAUUUAUUACUCUCAGAAUGAAAUUAUGUCUUUUGACACCAUAGUGCCCUUUCUAUGAUUUUUUUUUUACUCAAUAUUCUUCUUGGCCUUAUAUUUAAAUCCCUAUGCAAUUAAUGUUUUAUAACUGCAUUUUUUUAAAAAAAAAUAGAUGUUAUAUAAGUGAUUCUCAUAUGUAGCACCUAUUGCUUUUCCAGUAAGAGAAUUAAGGGUUUUAUACUGUGAUUUGUAUUCACUGCCCCAGUUCACAAAGUAGUGGAGCCUUGCUAUUAUGUGAAAUCUUCUAGUCACAGACCCCUUCCAAUCAGAUUUCUGAAUUUCAGUAGAUUGGUAUAAAACUGUGACAUGGAUAUCAAGACCACAAAUUAUAGUGAGGAUAUGAUUAUAUUCAUGUGUCUCGACUUUGCAACAUAAUUUAGAAAGCAAAUAUAGUUUGGUUUUCUUUAACCUAAAUUAUGUACAAUCUCUUACAUGUUGAUUUGAGAUUUACUAACACAUUUUGGGGACAUAGGUGUAAGAGUACCACUGCUGAGAUAAGACCCCUCCGUUCAGAGCUCUAACUAUUGCCUGAGUAUACACAUGUGCUCUGAUUUCUGGCCCAUUGGCCAUAAUACUGUGCCUAAUUAAUGUCCUACGUUUAUUUCCCCAAUCCACAAACUUAAGUGUUCCCAACAAUAUAAAUUGUAGACUAGUAGCAUUUGAUGCUUUUAAAUGUUUGCUUCCUAAAAAAAAUACAAAAAAUAUCUAAAAUUCAGAACUGAAUUUUGAGGUGAAUGUUUCAAUAAAAAGGAUUGUUUGAGUUUGGUGUGCAAGCUGUUUUGUAAUAAAGCAAAAAAAAAAAAUUCUAAAAUCAUUGACAUGUACCUAAACUAUCAAAAUACAUAACACAGUUGGUGUGUAAAGAUACUAAAUUGUGUUACCUGGAGGAUACACAUAUUUUAAAGUGUGAAACAAUAAUAAACAUGUGUCUAAUUCAGAAAUUAAAAAAUUAUCUUUAAACUUGUCUAUUGGGAAAGUCCAAAGCAAUUAUGUCUGUUUUUAAGUAUAAUUUCUCCUUAACUUUUUACAAGUUACUAUUUUUGUAGAUCUACAGUACUGGUUUUUAUCAUUUUGUUGAAUAUUUAAGAAUUAAUGGGCUACAUGUACCUUAAUCAAAGAUAGAGUACAAAUUUAGCCUCUGUAAGGCCCUGGGUUCAAGCCUAAGGAUCCUGCAUCCCCCAAAAGGAAAAGAAUUGAGAAAACUGGUUUACUUUAGAAAGCGGAAUCACAUUGAACAUAGUAUUAACAAAUUAAAGAGUUUCCUAGGAAACAGUAUCUUAAAAUUUGUAUGUGUUCCUCUAGUACAUAUUGCCUGGAAAGUCCAAUUUGUCAGUGUAAACGUAUAUUGAGUCCCCAGGUGUGAUAUUUUAGUUCAUUACACUGAAUAACAAGAUUUCUGAAUUAUUUCUGAGGAAUGGGUAUUUGGAAUUAUAGUUAAUAACACCUCAGCUGUCAAUUUAUUUCUCUGCCUUAGGUUACUUGAGGGUUAUUAAUAAAAGUUUAAUUUACACAAAUGUAAGUACAAAUAAUAACAGAUUUCAAACCAACGUUUCUGGAGAGCUUUUAGUUAGAGGUAGCUGUAAUUAUAUUCCAAGGUUUAUAUUAAGUAUAAAUGACCUUGGUAGUGGAACUUAAUACAUAAGAGUCUCCAGUGUGGUAAAAUGUGCCUUUUAGUAAGUUUUUAAAUAUGCAUUUAAACUAAAUUUGAGUCAUAUCCUUUUUUGUGUGAAAUCAUAUCCUUUUUAGCUCAACCUUAACUUGAAGAGGCAAGGCUCCAGCAAGGCAUCACAUGAAAAUCACUGCUUAACCAUGUGACUGUUACGAUGUAUCAGAAGUCUCUUUCUCCCACCCUUUUGUAAUUUUAUAAAACUCUGAAGAUCUGGAUGAUUGUUUAAAUGUCAAAGCACAAUUCUGCUUUCAAAAAUUGAAGUUUAGACUUGAAAACUUUAAGCUACUUAGCUCACAGAAGAUAUCACUCAGUAAGCUAUAGAAGUAUUUUUAAUCUAUUCUCUACAUAAUUUCACUGUGAACACUAGAAAAUUCUAUAAAGGUACUAAGGGAGAGAAAGAGUGUGUGUGUAAAUGAAAGCAUUGUAUUUAAUCACAGGCUAAAUUUAAUUUGAUUUAGGAAUACUGUUAACUUGUAUAUUCAGGUCAUAACUUCUUCUGGACUUCUUAUAUUUAAUUAAUGGGGCUUACAGUUUUCCUCUUGAUAGUGUAAAGUGGAAAAUGAACAUCAGUGUUUAUUUUUUAGUAAUGGAAAGUUGUCUGCUUUCCCCCACUAGACACAAAAGUAUUUUUUAGGUUUUGUUAAAAUAUUAACUACUUUAUGCUUGCACACUAUGCCACAGACACUGGUCAUAAUUGUUGGCUGCUCCCACACCCCUCUAAUGCCUCCUUACUUGGCCCAUUCAGAGUGUAGGCACUGGGAGUUUGAAUGAGUACCCAGCGACACAGGCUGACCCUUCUGUCCCUGUCUCUGGGUCAUUCUGGUAGGUCUUAUCCUUCACGGUCAGGUACAUCAAGUCAGUGCAAAAGACCAAGUCAACUGGGUACACAGAGCAAGAAGACCUAUAUCCUACUGUAAUGGUUCUCAGUAACAUCUAAUGUCACAUGUAAAUUUUUAUCUGACUUUAAAAACAACUGUGAGAUGAAAGGCCACAGAAUGAGCAAAUGUUGUGGACAUAAGAUAAAAAUUGAUUGUCGGAUUGUGUAGAUUGUCUUCACUUCCAUAGACUUCUUUACGUUCAACAUAAACUGCAUUUGAGUGAGUUAAUUAAUUAGUUAAGGAAUUAGCACAUUUCUGCUUCCUUUACAUAAAGACAGUUUUGUGUGAGCUCUGAUAACCUCAAUUGUUGAUAAUAAUCUCAAAUUUUAACAGCAUAAUCUUGUGUAAAAUUUUUAUUUUUCUCCUUUUGCAUAUCUUUUGUAACGAUCCCAAUGUAGAUAUUUUCUGCUACCAAAUAAAACUUUUCAAAGA